AUGGAUUCUUCAAGCACAAAUCUUGUGAAUAAGUACAGAUUUGAUCAUAGUUUCAAUGAUGUACACCAACUUCUGAUGGGAUCACCGUCAAAUCCUGUUGAUGUUAUUCCGUGUGAUGAAGAUAUGACGGUUGCAUGUGACUAUUUCGAUGGCGUUUAUGACUACAUUAAGCAGAUGCUUAUGGAAGAAGACGACUUGGAGCAUAGGCCUUGCAUGUUUCAGGACUGCUCAGCUCUCCAGGCCGCUGAGAAAUACUUCUAUGAUGCUCUCAGCGAGAAAGACUCGUCCCGUCAUGAUUGCUAUUGUAGGACUCCAGAACAAACUUCUGAUUCUGUCCUUACUCAAUGGUCCCUCAUCGACUCCCAAAUCUGUCAACCAGGUUUACAAAUAGGUGUUCCUUCAAGAUUUACCUAUGAUUUUAACGCCCUUCUUGACACACCUUCGAGUCCGGUUCUUAAAUCUACUGCUAUCAGUGAAAGCCAAGAAAUUUACCAGUCCAGGGGAAUUGCCAAGGAUGUAACCAACUUACUCCAAAAUAAUUUUGUCAAUCAUAACCUGCAAGUAUUGGCCUUUACUGAUGGAGGAAGUAGUAGUCGGGAAGAUUCACGAAAUAAGGACUCCAAGAGGAUGAAAAAUCAUUCACGAGAGAAUGAAGAUUGUGUACAAGGACGUAAUAGUAAGAUGUUAGCAAGUUAUGUCGAAGAGUCCGAGCACUUGGAGAACUAUGAUAAGGCAUUACUUUGUCCUAACAUGAACCCUGGUUUCUAUGGUCAGCAUUCUGACGAUAAUGAAUCGUCAGAAAACACGUCGAGUUACAGAAAAACGACAGAGGCGAAACGAGGAAGGCCACGGGGUAGUAAAAAACAAGGCAACAUAAAGGAAGUGAUUGAUUUGAGGAGUCUACUAAAUCGAAGUGCUCAAGCAGUGGCAAACUAUAAUACCAUGACGGGCCACGAACUUCUAAGGCAAAUUAGGCAAUACUCUUCUCCGUGUGGCGAUGCAACCGAAAGAUUGGCACAUUACUUUGCUGAUGCCCUCGAGGCACGACUUACAGGCACCGGACCAUCACUGUACAUGGCUUUUUCGACUAGGAAAAUCCCUGCUGCAGAUCUACUGAAAGCAUAUCAGACAUAUGUUGCAGCGUGCCCAUUCAAAAGGAUGUCCAAUAUUUUUGCUAACAAGUCAAUAGCACGAGAAAUAAACGAAGCAACAAGAAUUCACAUAAUUGAUUUUGGUAUUCUGUAUGGUUUUCAAUGGCCUUGCAUAAUCCAGGGCAUUUCCUUGAAACCAGGGGGAGCUCCAGUACUUCGCAUUACAGGAAUAGAUUUUCCUCAGUCGGGUUUCAGGCCAGCGGAACGAGUUGAGCAGACAGGACGUCGUCUACAGAAAUACUGUGAGAGAUUUAAUAUUCCUUUUGAGUACAAUGCCAUAGUAAAGAAAUGGGAUACGAUUAGCUUAGAGGAUCUCAAGAUUGACAGAAAUGAAAUGCUGGUUGUAAAUUGUCUGUACAGGCUAAGACAUGUGCCUGAUGAAUCCGUAGGUGUAAACAGUCCACGGGACGCGGUUUUGAACUUGAUCAAGAAGAUAAAUCCAGAUCUUUUUGUCCAUGGAAUCGUAAACGGAACUUACAGUGCCCCAUUCUUUUUCACACGAUUCAAAGCAGCACUAUACAAUUACUCUUCUUUUUUCGAUAUGCUUGAGGCAACAAUUCCCCGGGAAGAUCAAGAAAGGUUGCUAUAUGAAAGAGAGGUGUUUGGACGAGAUGUUAUGAAUGUAAUAGCAUGUGAAGGUUUCGAAAGGGUUGACAGACCAGAAACUUACAAGCAAUGGCAAGCUCGGAAUCAGAAAGCCGGAUUCCGGCAGCUGCCAUUGAACCAGGAUAUCAUGAAAGAAAUCAAGGCUAAAGUAUUGAGAGGUUACCACAAGGAUUUUCUGGUGGAUGAAGAUAGCCAGUGGAUGCUGCAAGGAUGGAAAGGUAGAGUUCUUUAUGCUCUUUCUUGUUGGAAGCCUCAUGAGAAUGAAUAA
This is a messenger RNA of Fraxinus pennsylvanica, 2025 nucleotides long. The record is from the annotation of a GenBank genome assembly. Lineage: Eukaryota; Viridiplantae; Streptophyta; Magnoliopsida; Lamiales; Oleaceae.